Messenger RNA from Musca vetustissima, 2994 nucleotides. Its product is annotated as adhesive plaque matrix protein-like. The record is from RefSeq and is a predicted model, not a curated record. The transcript is spliced from 6 exons. Bases 1 to 2994 code for a protein of 997 amino acids. Lineage: Eukaryota; Metazoa; Arthropoda; Insecta; Diptera; Muscidae.
AUGCACUUCAAUACUCCAGCUGGCGAUGCUGGAUCUAGUUCGGGUCGGACACAAGCAAUUCGUAUACAACACAUUAAUGCUCCACCAGGUUUUCCCUUGGAUGAUCCAAAUUUAGAUGCCACCUUAUUGAGAAUUGUUAGUGAUGGAGGUGCCACAACGGAGAACAAACAUUCCCGCGUUGAAGAAAACGAAGUGCAACAACAACAAACGGCAUUUGUGAAUUCCUAUAAAGCUCCCGAUUAUUUGCCACCAAAACAGGAAACCCCAUAUCAGGGUAGUCCCUAUUUACCACCCGUAUCGGGUAGUGCUGAAAAUUCCGGUGUAGUAUUCAAAGGUUCCGAAUAUUUACCUCCCCAAACCAGUAAUGAAAAUAGAGCCUUUAAGGGUCCAGAUUAUUUGCCACCCAAUGGCGGAGUAUCAAAUAAUCCAAACCCCUUCCCAUCGAAUAAUCAAUUUAAAGGACCCGAUUAUUUGCCACCACCACAAGCAAGUGGUCAGCAAUAUAAGGGCCCAGAAUAUUUACCACCAACUGGUGGUGUUAACCAACAAGGAUCAUAUCAGGAAACUACAUCCCAAGGCGUAGUCUCCAAUAAUCAGCAACAAUACAAGGCUCCAGAAUAUUUGCCACCCACCAAUACACCAUUUAAGGGUCCCGAUUAUUUGCCACCCCAGCCAAGUGUGAGCGGAGGUGCCAGCAAUCAAGUUCAAUAUCAAACAAAUACACCAUUUAAGGGUCCUGAUUAUUUGCCACCCCUGGCGAACACAAAUGCUGCUCCAUCCCAAUCAAUUACGUCAAAUGGUCAAACUCCUUAUAACAAUCCCUUCAAGGGACCAGAUUAUUUACCACCACCACCAAGUAAUUCAUUUAAGGGUCCUGAAUAUUUACCACCUCAGGUAAGUUCCACACAACAAAGUGUCGUGGAAAAUGUGUAUAUCCCCUCUGGGGUAUUACCACCAGGCUAUGAUUUUGUUAAGCCUGAAAAUGCAGAGGCCGCCAUCAAUGAAUUGCACACUUUACCGGAUGAUGAUACCAACACUUUCUCGAACACCAACAACAAUAUUAAUAAUCAAGAAGUUACGGUAAGGGCACAUCUGCAAGUUUCCUCUGGGGGUCAAGUGGAAGCAAGAAACGUGGGUACAUAUCAGGCUCCUGGUUAUUUGCCACCGGUUAGACAACAAUCCUCCGAUAUUAUCUAUGGAACUGCAAAACCGGGAAAUGGUCCCGUAAGUCCCACAGCUGGAGUUUCAGCAUAUCAGACUGCUGGGUCAUUUGCAGGUCAACAAUCACAACCUCAGGGUGGCACCUACCAGGCUCCAGGAUAUUUGCCACCAGCUUCUCCCCAACAGCCACAAACACAGGGCGAAUCUUAUCAGGCUCCUCCAUAUUUGCCACCAGUUUCUACUCAACAAACCCAGAGUGUAACCUAUCAGGCGCCAGCUUCUUCUCAACAGUCACAACAGACCCCAGGUGUAACCUAUCAGGCCCAAGUUUCUUCUCAACAGGCACACCAAACCCAAAGUGUAACAUAUCAGGCCCCUGCUUAUUUACCUCCAGUCCCACAACAACAAUCUCAGGGAGGAUCCUAUCCGGCUCCUGGUUAUUUGCCACCAAGCCCUGCGCAAGUCAAUACAAAUGGCGCCCAACACAAACAAGCAACAACUGGUUACUUGCCACCUGGUUAUGAUUUCCAAAAACCUGUGGAAGCAGAAGUUCAGCAGGCACCAAACACUCAAAGCCAGACCGUUCAACAAACAACCAUUGUUGGUAAUAAUAAUUUCAAGGCUCCCAGCUAUUUACCACCCGUUAGUCAACCACCAUUUAAGGGUCCAGAGUAUUUACCUCCCACUAAUAAUGCCGAACAAUCUUCGGGGGUAGUAACAUCCAGCUCGGUAUCUCAAGUUUCAACCUCGACACUACAGACACCCGGCUUUUUGGCUCCUUCUGGAUUUAAGGCUUCGGCUUAUUUACCACCCACCUCCAAUGAACCAAGACCCUCAUACGCCUUACCCUCAACAUUCCAAGGUCCUGGCUAUUUGCCGCCAUUUGUGAACUCAGCCCAAAGCCAGGCAAGUUAUAUGCAUCCCUUGAGCAGCUAUAUGACCAGUGUUCAGCCCUAUGAACGUUAUGGCAGUGCCAGAAAACCAUUUGCCCAAUAUGGACCACCACCUGCGGCGGCAGCAGCAACAUCAGUGGCCAUAAAUACCAAUGACGUUGCUCCCAUGUAUAAAGAACCUGCCACCAGACCUCAAUAUUAUGCUCCCGCCAUGUCCUAUGCCCAAAAUACAAUCAGUACCCAGGCUUAUAGGUCCCAUGAGGUUAGUAAUAGUUUCACCAGUUCCGCCCUUAAUCAACAAACACGUCAAGCCUUGCAAGCUUUUAUGCCCAAAGAUUUGCGACAAGAAAUCUCCACGGGUCACUCCAAUGUUGGCAUUUCCUCUACACCAACUCCAAAGGUAGCUGGUGCUCCAAAAGCUUCCGCUAAAAUACGUACCGUACAAAUUGUCAACACCAAUGCUGUGAAAACUCUCAAAGUUUUAGAAUCCUUGGAUCACAGUGGUGUUAAGACCAUUAAAAUUCUAGGUACCAGCAAUGAGGAACCCAUGGGUGAACAUCGUGUUGUCAAAGUUGUAACUGACCACAAACACGAAGUGCAAACUGUGAAAAUCUUCAAUGAUCAUCAGGAUGUAUCGGAGCAUCAAAGUAGUAGCGGAGAGUCUCGUGGCUAUUUGCCACCACGUCAGAAGCGUAAUCACAAAAAAGUCACACCCCGAGGUCGUAAACGUAUUAAUGGUGGUCAAUCCCAAAUAACAACGUCAAAUAGUCAAACUCCGUGGAACAAUCCCUUCAAAGGACCACCACCAACUAGUUCAUUUAAGGCUCCAGAAUAUUUACCACCUCAGCAUGAAAAAGUGGAGGCCGCCAUCUAUGAAUUGCACACUUUACCGGAUGAUGAUACCAACACCUCUACGAACAAAUACAACAUUAGUAACUAA